AUGAACAAUGAGCCCUUCACCCCAUCCAGCAAGCCGGAGCUGAGCCGGUGCCCCAGAGCAUCAGCCAGCGAGGGCUACAAAGAUACUUUGCUUUCAAAACUGGGGAGAUGUCUGGUCUGUCAGGACAUAGCCUUGACUGUGCUGGAGCAGUACGGCUUCUACAUAGCUAGCGCCGAGUCUCUAAGUAGCACUGACCCUGCCAUUGUCUUGCAGGAUGAAGAGCAAGACUCAGACAGUGAGACGGGGCCACCCACGGAGGAGCCCGAGGAAGAGGAUGGAGCGGCCUUCUCCUUUAAGUACAGCCCUGGGCAGCUGAGGGGAAGCCAGUACAAGAAGAUGAUGACCAAAGAAGAACUGGAGGAGGAGCAGAGAGUUCAGAAAGAACAGCUGGCUGCCAUCUUCCAGCUCAUGAAAGACAACAAGGAGACGUUUGGGGAGAUGUCUGACUGCGACAUGCAGGACCAGCUCCGCCUGUACGACAUGUAGGCCUGUCGCCCAGCAAGACCUGACCCAGAGCACCCUGACAGCCCUGAGGGACUUGGUUCGCCCAGUUGUGGUUCCCAGACUACCUUGUAAAAACAGAGACGUGUGUUAUAUGAGGAUUUGCCCAGCCCCUGCAAUUUUUAUGUCAUGUUCAAGGAAUCGGCAUUGCUUUCCUCAGAGGAGGGAACCCCCGAACCCUGUGGCUUCAGCUCAUUGGUGAGGGUCUGGCUGUGUCGUGUUCCACACACCCAGGGCAGGUGGUCCAGGAGACCCUAAGCACACUGUGUAGACGGAAUACAAUGCUAUAGGGGAGAUGGGUGCUAUCUAGUAACACUACACUCUUCAUCCUGUCCUAGGAGCAUCUCUGGAAGUAUCUGGGGUGGCAGUGAAAAAUGAUUAAAAGGGUCAGCUGUUACCCUGGGGUAGAACAGUGGGGUCAGUUACCCUGGGGUAGAACAGUGGGGUCAGUUACCCUGGGGUAGAACAGUGGGGUCAGUUACCCUGGGGUAGAACAGUGGGGUCAGUUACCCUGGGGUAGAACAGUGGGGUCAGUUACCCUGGGGUAGAACAGUGGGGUCAGUUACCCUGGGGUAGAACAGUGGGGUCAGUUACCCUGGGGUAGAACAGUGGGGUCAGUUACCCUGGGGUAGAACAGUGGGGUCAGUUACCCUGGGGUAGAACAGUGGGGUCAGUUACCCUGGGGUAGAACAGUGGGGUCAGUUACCCUGGGGUAGAACAGUGGGGUCAGUUACCCUGGGGUAGAACAGUGGGGUCAGUUACCCUGGGGUAGAACAGUGGGGUCAGUUACCCUGGGGUAGAACAGUGGGGUCAGUUACCCUGGGGUAGAACAGUGGGGUCAGUUACCCUGGGGUAGAACAGUGGGGUCAGUUACCCUGGGGUAGAACAGUGGGGUCAGUUACCCUGGGGUAGAACAGUGGGGUCAGUUAAGAGAGUUGCUGUCACUGUUGAAGUUCACCUUCAAUACAGUCACACCUGGAGCAAGUUUGGCACACAGAGAACUGUGCGGGACACUGUAGACAGAAGGAAUGAAACACAGCAGGACACAGCAUGUGCUUAGCAAUUUCAAGACCCCGAGUUCCAUCCCCAGCACCAGACACCCUCCUCCGACCACCAGUCCCCCAAAACGACAGAGUGAUCUGUACCUCUGUAGAGACAAAAAGGCCUUUUGAUAAUGAGAAAGUACCAGAAGGCAUUGGGGAAAAUGCUCCAGUGUCCCCUAGAAUAGUGCCUGGGGUGCCGGGAGACCACUCAGUGAUGACGCGGAUGAGCUACAACAGCCCCUUCGUUCCCACCAGUCCUACUUCUCGUCACCCCACUCUGCCAGAAAGUUCAUGGCCUGAGCAAGCAGAAUCAAAGGUAUGCUGAGGACAGGAAGCAGGAAAGCUCUUAAGACGGACUUUUAUUUGCUAAAUAAACUAAAUCAAUAUAAAGACA
Molecule: messenger RNA, 1938 nt
Organism: Cricetulus griseus (Chinese hamster)
Lineage: Eukaryota; Metazoa; Chordata; Mammalia; Rodentia; Cricetidae
Source: RefSeq, a predicted model, not a curated record